AUGUUAUGGAAUACUGGUCUACAUACAUGCAUACAUACAUACACACAUACAUACAUACAUGCAUACAUACACACAUACAUACAUACAUACACACAUACAUACAUACACACAUACAUACAUACAUACAUACAUACAUACAUACAUACAAAUACUAAUCUUAGUCACAGAUCUAGAAUGCGACAUUUCUUAACAAUCUUGUUGCUGGACGAAGCCGAGCAAAAAAACAUGAGUGCAACGCCAACUGCAACUAUUCCAAUUCAUCCAGACUCUACUAGCGAUAAAACCAAUUCCAGCUGCAAUUUGCCACUGUGCAGGCAUUUCACAAAACCCAUGUCAAAUAAAGAAUCGCACUGCAAAGUCUAG
Gongylonema pulchrum is the source of this 363-nucleotide messenger RNA. Lineage: Eukaryota; Metazoa; Nematoda; Chromadorea; Rhabditida; Gongylonematidae. The record is from the annotation of a GenBank genome assembly.